This is a messenger RNA of Ruditapes philippinarum (Manila clam), 2875 nucleotides long. Its product is annotated as DNA repair protein RAD51 homolog 3-like. Gene Ontology annotation, molecular function: ATP-dependent DNA damage sensor activity; crossover junction DNA endonuclease activity; ATP binding. Gene Ontology annotation, cellular component: Rad51B-Rad51C-Rad51D-XRCC2 complex; replication fork; Rad51C-XRCC3 complex. The record is from RefSeq and is a predicted model, not a curated record. The transcript is spliced from 8 exons. Bases 134 to 1249 code for a protein of 371 amino acids. NCBI's taxonomy places the organism in Eukaryota, Metazoa, Mollusca, Bivalvia, Venerida, Veneridae. Gene Ontology annotation, biological process: meiotic DNA recombinase assembly; DNA repair; reciprocal meiotic recombination.
UUCAUUUCUGACCAGUGCCUGUGCACAUAAUCUGAUGACGUUUUGGAAAUUGGGGAAAAAAAUAUUUGGCGGGAAAUUUUGACAGCUUACAAAAAUAGAAAUAAAUUGGUGGCAGAAUUAGAGAGAUGUUUAAAUGGAAAAGAGAGAACUGUCCACUUUACCAUUAGCUCCUUUAUACAAGAAUAGACUGCAUGUGGCUGGAUUUAGAACUGUACAAGAUUUGAUAAGUGUAGAUGCAGAAAUUUUAAGUAAAGAUACAGGAUUAAAUGUUCCAGACUGUAGAGAUAUUAUACAAUUGGCUAAAGACUGUAAAUCAUGUAUACCCAAACCAAGAACUGCCCUGCAAAUCUUCAACAGAGAAAACUCGACUGCUGGUAUUAUGACGUUCUCAGAGAAACUUGAUACAGCACUGGGUGGUGGUAUACAAUGUGGCAUGUUAACAGAGAUAUGUGGCGUUCCUGGUGUUGGUAAAACACAGCUGUGCUUACAGUUAUCGUGUGAUGUGCAGAUCCCGGCUUUAUUUGGCGGUCUGGAAGGAGAGGUUCUAUAUAUAGACACAAAGGGCGGAGUAAUCAAUGACAGAGUUACAGACCUUGUUGAAGCCACUGUCAGACAUUGUCAUCUCAUCGCAAGUGGAGAAAAUGACAAAGAUGUACAGGCCACUGUACAGAAAAUGACUGUAGAAAAAUUUCUAGGAGGUAUCCAUAUAUACCGCUGCCAUGACAGCAGUGAACUUCUUUCUGUAGUUAACCUACUGCCAGAGUUGUUGCAACAGAACAAAAAUAUAAAACUUGUGGUGAUUGACAGCGUUGCGUUUCAUUUUCGGCACGACUUUGAGGACUUGUCCUUGAGAACACGAGUCCUGACCAACCUUGCUCAGUGUUUGAUCAGAACGGCUAGAGAAUACAAGAUAGCAGUUGUUGUUACCAAUCAGAUGACGACAAGGGUUCACCAGGGAACUGAUAAAGGUUCACACUUAGUACCUUGUUUAGGGGAGAGUUGGGGCCAUGCUUGUACCACGAGGGUAAUAUUGGAGUUUGUUCGAGACACAAGAUUGGCCUGGUUGUACAAAUCUCCAUCACAACCGCAGGCAAAGAUUCCAUUCCAGAUUACAAAAGAUGGAAUAAGAGAUAUUGUUGAUGAUUAUAAACAAGAGCAAAAUGUCCAGACAGACGUGAUCUCGGGCAGUUCCAUGGAAAACACAGACAGUUCCGUAGUAAAUCCAGCCAAAAGACAAAAACUAUCAUGAUAUUCAGAAUUUAUUUUCUCGAGAUGGGAUCAUAUAGACUUUUAUGCUCCCUUUGCUUUUGGGGGAAAAGGGGAGCACACAGAUUUGCCCUUGUCCAUUAGUCUUGCUGUCUGUCUAAAGACUAACAAAAAGUGGAAUGUGGAGGCAUUUGUGUACUUUUGUUGUGUAAUUUAAAUUGCAUUUUUAUUCACUUAACUGUUGUUUAUUGUUACAUCAUGACAUCUCUGAAUGUAAGACAUCAUUCUUUUUUUGUUGGCUUUUAUCUAAUGAAAUACCUUUAUAUUGUACAAAAAAUUAUUCAUUGCUAUGAAUGUUAAAUUUAUUAUGAAAAUAUGUUAGUUGAGUGUUGUUUGAAUGUAGGCAUAUUUUAUACAUUUAAUAGAAUAACUCGAUGAAAUUCUGUAUAAAUUUUCAUGAGUCUGUAAAAAAUAAAAAAAUAUUGUACAUUAUUUAUAAAAUUUCUAAGAUGUAUAUUUUUCUAAAAUGUUGAUUGAAACAAUGCUAUAAGUGUACAAGUAUAAUUUUACUAUUGUAGCCAAAUAAUCUUUCUAUUUUGGACUUAAAAGUUGUACAAAUUUGAGCAAUUAUCUCUUAAACUAAUUUAUAGUUGUGAACAAAAGUUGUUAAAAUAAAGAAUUAGAAAAUUUUCCAUUAUUUGUGUCAAAUUACAGAUUUACGGCAUAUAUUAAUAGAUCAAUGGUAAACAAAUCGUGAUAUUAAUUUUGUGUAUGUAAACUUAAAGAAACUCGAGUAUACAUUAAUUUUAUUGAUAUGAGCAUUUUACUGUUGUUUUACUAAAUUAAAGCCUUUCCAAAUGAUACUUUUUAUGCCCCCACAAAUUGGGAGCAUAAUAGCCUUGCACUUGUCUGUCCUUCCGUCCAUCCGUACGUCCUGAAAUCUUGUGAAUGCAACUCCUCUUAAACCGGAUGGCAGAUUUUGCUUAAACUUCCAGGGAUGAACAACCUUAAUGUGUAGAUUGUAGUAAAGGAAGGAAUUUUUGCUGCGACCAAAUUUAACAGAAUUAUGGCCCUUUGUUGAUUUUUUUCACUAUAUACUAUGUAGAAAUUUUGUGAAAGCAACUCCUCUUAAACUGGAUGGCAGAUUUUGCUUAAACUUCCAGGGAUGAACAACCUUAAUGUGUAGAUGGUAGUAAAGGAAGGAAUUUUCGCUGCGACCAAAUUUAACAGAAUUAUGGCCCUUUUUUGAUUUUUAGUUUUCAACUUGUGGCACAUGUAGUCCAAAAAAUAUUUGACCUAGAGUCAUAAGAUUAACAAAACAGUGGUGUGUGGGGGCAUCCGUGUCCUAUGGACACAUUUCUAGUUAUUUGUGGCCUAGUGGUUAAGGUGGUUGAAUUCAAACCUAUGGCCUCUUGCUGCUGUGGGUUCGAAAGUCGACGGACUUUUGAUUCUUUCAUGCGAGGAAGCUGUUUGUGCAGAUUUUAUGGAAGAAUUAAGGUUGGAAUAUUACUGGUAUUUUUAUUGAUAGUAAUAACUUUUGUCCCGAGAUUAAUGUUGUGUUUCUGUUUAUUAUUCAUGUAGCUGUUAAGAUUGAAAUAAAAUGUUAUUUAAUUUUAAUCUUAGUUUCUGUUUAACUGAAUAUUGACCUGCCGUUAGAGCUGGCCUGCAU